AUGUCCCUCCCCUCUUCCCUACGUGCUGUCUUUUGUUUCCGAACCUUUCCAACAACGUUUCUUAUAGUUCUCAUAUACUUGACGACAUUUCUCUCUCUUUAUUUUACGGAUCAACUUGCAUCCGUGCCAGGUAUUGCCAAGCAGCAUGCGUAUGGGUUGAGUCUGGACGAAGCUUAUCGAGAUUUACAUCUGAUUACAGCGCAACCACAUCCAUAUAACUCGCGCGAGAAUGAUCGCGUCCGGUCAUUUCUCCUCGAUCGCGUUUCUGCAAUCGCCGAAAAUCAUAACCAUAUGACUGUCUUAGAUGAUUCUCAGACAUCAGUAUCAUUCAUCGACGGUGCUCACGUAGCAUACUUUGAGGGCAACAACAUUCUUGUCAAGAUUGAUGGCCAUGACGAGGACUCCAAGGCCAACGGAGUCCUGUUCUCUGCGCACUUUGACUCCGUAUCGACAGGACCUGGGGCAACUGACAAUGGCAUGAGCGUUUCAGCUCUACUUCAGAUGAUUAAGUAUCUCGCAACCCAUAGACCUCGUCGCACCGCUGUGUUCAACAUAAAUAAUGGCGAAGAAGAUGGACUCCAUGGGGCACAUGCAUUCUUGGAACACUCGUGGUCGAAUUUGACUUCAACCUUUUUGAACUUUGAAGGGGCAGGGGCGGGAGGACGACCUCUUUUGUUUCGUACUACCUCCCUUGUCGAACUUCAAGCCUUCAGGAAUGUCCCUCAUCCUCACGCCAAUGCUCUGACUGCGGAUGCCUUUGCCCGAGGCGUUGUACGGUCUGAGACAGACUACGCGGUUUACUCGGGUCCCAAGGGAACGCGCGGGCCUCAUACUAACCAAAAUGAUAUGGGGACAUCUGCCUAUAAGGGACCAGGAGGCGGUAUGCGAGGUGCUGAUGUUGCGUUCUAUCGCAGAAGGGCAAAAUAUCACACACCGGACGACUCCGUACGCUCUAUGGGCAGAGAUGGUGGACGGAGGGCCCUCUGGGCCAUGAUGGAGUUAGUUCAAGGUGCCGGGGAUACCUUGCUGAAUGCAGACACGCAGAAUGAAGAUGUGGGAGAUGUUGUGAGUGAGAAGGAAGGCAUUGUAUACUUCGAUCUAUUUGCAAGCUACUUGAUCGCAUUCCCACUUCGCCUUCUUCUUGCUGCUAAUAUUGUCCUGCUGUCCGGUGGUCCCUUAGUUAUUGCCAUACUUGCAUUCUCUUUAUCGCGCCAGUCAAUACUCGCUCGCCAAGCACAGCCGGAGAAGCGAUGGAUUGAUGGGUUGCAGGGUUUUGGACGUUUUCCAUUCGCUCUUGUAUUGACCGUCGGUGCCCAAGUUGGGCUGGUGGUGGGCUACAUUGAAUUAAACCCAUACACAAUUCAUGCUCAUGCGCUCGCGACCACAUUAUCAAUGUUCUCACUCUCCUACUUGACCUUAGCGAUCCCUUUGUCAUUGGCGGAGAAGGUCCGCCCCGUGACGCCUGCGAGGCAGAAGUCCAUUGUCCUCUUUGAGUUAUAUGCCAUGACCUGGGUUCUCCUUCUCGGCGCGACCGUACUCAUUCAGCGCACGAAUAUCACAGGUUUGUACUGGGUUGGAGCAUGGAAUGCGUGCGCAUUUCUAGCUGUCAUAAUCAGCUCUGCAGAAGGUUUAAUGGGAACAGGAAAAGCCGGACGCGAAGUACGCAUCCCUACGACUAGCGCAGGCGAUGAUCUAGAUGUGCAGGGUGAGGGUAGCGGCGCAGUACUAGAUGAUUCUUCCGGUAAUGCUCGGCAUCAAUCUGGAGAAGGGGUGGGUGGAGAUAUGUCGGAGGAGCUCGAUACCUCUGAGACGACCCCGCUCAUCAGGCAUCGUGCUUCUGCAAUCUUAAAGUCCGAACAAAUCCUGGACAAAGGCGCUCAGGAUAGAGCAUCCUUCUGGUGGAUCUCGGAGGUGAUGUUAUCCCUACCUAUUCCCGUGAUUCUACUCGGGGCACUUGCUUUCUUGUGGACCGGAGCUAUGCCUCAAACCGUCGUCGAUGGAGGCUGGGUUGGCACCGUAUAUGCGCCCUUGUCCGUGCUCUCUGUUCUUAUUCUUAUUCCUCUGUCGCCGUUUGCCCACAAAUUACACCACUCGCUCACUCUUCUCGUAUUUGUCGUGUUUGCGGCGGCGACAGCAUAUGCAUGGCUAAUUUGGCCAUUUGACUCCGACGGCGCGCGGUGCAAAAUGUUUUUCAGUAGUCGCGUUGAACUGGCGAAUCUCUCAUUCUCUGCAGGCAGUCUGACCCAGUCACAGGGUUCAGCGAAUGAGCUUUACCGGCCAGCGGUGGUGCGCGCUAUAACGGAAUUGACUGGAGUUGCACCCUACGUUGAGCGCGCUGUCAAGGAGUUGCCUUCGUCAUGGCGAAGCAGGGACGUUCACUGUGAAGACAAUUUGCUUCGAAAUGGGCAGCAGACUUGCUCUUGGGAAGUUGACCAAUCUUUGCUGCCUGCGCCGUCUGAUCCGUCAUACCUUCGUUGUACCACGAAGGACAAUCACACGACCUUCGAUCGCUGUGAGGACAUACAGAAGGAGAUGGGACCUAAACCGGCGUGGAUCUAUUUCAAUGGGACGAGGAUCGACGAGUCGUCUGCGCGCUUUGUGGUCCACGGAACAAAUACACGCGCCUGCAGAAUUCACCUUGAUGGACUCGAUAUCAAACGAUACCGCGUCCUAUCAUCUAAGUCUCCAGGCGCCCGCAAAGAGAAGGCAGACUGGCAUGAAUUCGAGAUUCCAGGAGGUGUUAGUGUUAGUGAGGUGCGGCUUUGGAGCAGAGAGUGGGAGCGCACAUUCCAUGUAGAAGUCGAGUGGGAAGAAAACGGGAAAGUCGAUGGGAUUGGAGGGAGCGUCGCCUGUUCUUGGGCGGAACAUCAAGGUGGGUGGAUCACCGGUGUCGCGCACGGCUUGCAUGAUGGUUUGAAGUUAUAUGGUGACGAAAACAUGGGUGCGCGCAUUCCAGCGUUGGAGGAGGCAUUGACGUUUGUGCCGGAAUGGGCAACUUUGACAAAGUUGAGAGACGGGCUGGUGGACGCUGUAGUCGGUUUCAAACUAUGAUACUGCUUCAUCUAAGUGUUGUUCUUGACCUACUCAUCUUUAUAGCUGUAAUUAUAUGUCUUCUUGUGAAUCUUCUUCUGAUUUUCGUUACUGC
Heterobasidion irregulare TC 32-1 is the source of this 3145-nucleotide messenger RNA. RefSeq lists its product as uncharacterized. The transcript is spliced from 8 exons. Bases 1 to 3051 code for a protein of 1016 amino acids. The record is from RefSeq and is a predicted model, not a curated record. Gene Ontology annotation, molecular function: metalloexopeptidase activity. Lineage: Eukaryota; Fungi; Basidiomycota; Agaricomycetes; Russulales; Bondarzewiaceae. Gene Ontology annotation, biological process: proteolysis.